AUGACAACACUAGACAAAAUAGGAAUACAGGGAAUAAGAAGUUAUUGUGAUGAAUAUUCACAGCAACUGGAAUUUUCUUCGCCUAUUACAAUAAUAUAUGGGAAUAAUGGAAGUGGUAAAUCAACUAUUAUUGAAUGUUUGAAAGUAAAUUGCACAGGAGAUUUUCCACCAAAUGCCGAAAAAGGGAAAUCUUUUAUCCAUGAUCCACUAAUAUCUAACAAGAUGAAUGUUCGUGGAAAAAUUGACUUAUUACUAAAAAAUUAUAAUAAUAAAAAGAUAGGUAUAUCUAGAUCUUUUAGUUUAUAUUAUUCUAAAGAUAAACAAAAUAGAAUAAAACAUACUUUUCGAUCUUUGGAUAAUAAUAUUAUAAUUAAAAAAGACAAAGGUGAUGAUAUUAUAAUAACAAAUAAAUGUGUGGAUAUAAAUUGUCAUAUACCUAAAUUAAUGGGUGUAUCUAAAGCCCUUUUAGAAAAUGUCAUUUUAUGCCAUCAUGAUGAAAGUUUAUGGCCAUUUAGCGAAUCUACAAAAAUAAAAAAAAAAUUUGAUGAACUUUUUGGGGAUGAUAAUUUUUCCAAAAUAUUAGAAGAACUUGUAAAAUGUAAAAAAAAAAUGAAUGAAGUGUUAAAAAAAAAAAAUUAUGAAUUAAUAAGUAUAAAAGAUUCUUAUGAAAAAAAAAAAAAUAUUUUUUUAGAAAUCGAAAAAAAUCAAGCCGAAAUAGAAAAUGAGAAAAUUUUUAUACAACAAGAAAAAGAAGAAUUGAAAAAAAAAACGAUUUUAUUAGAUCAGUUUAAAAAUAAAAAUAAUAUUUUAUACAAAAUUAGCUCGGAUAUAGAUACUUAUUUUGUUUUAUACGAAAGGCAUCAAUCCGAUAUACAACAAUAUAAAAAUAUGAAAGAAAUAUAUGAAGAAAGUUCCAGUGAACUUGAAAAGUUUUCUGAUCUUUUUAAAACCGAUUUAGUUAAAUGUAAUGAAUUAAUUGAAAAAAUAAAUGACGAAAUAAUAAAAUUAGAGGAGGAAAGUGAAAAUUGUCUAAAUGCAUAUGCUUGUGGGAAUUUAAAGGAAUGCAGUGAAAUAUCUGAUUCGAUUUUUUGUUUGGAAAAAAAAGAAAAACAACUUUUAGAUAUGGUAAAAAAUGUAUAUGAUUUAGAUAUAUGCAUUUUGAACAAUUUUAAAAGUAAAUGUGUUAGAAACAUUCUUUUAAAAGAAUAUAAAAAAGUAAUUUUGCUUGCUCAAAAUAGUUUUCAUACAUUAACUUUUAUUAAAAGCAUUGAAAGCCCAACAAGGAAAGAUGAAAUCAUUUCAACUUGUGAUUGGAAUGAAGUUACUAGUAUGGAAAAAGAAGAUUCAGGAUAUAAUAGGAAACGUAUAACAAAUAGAGGACGAAUAAUAAAAAAAUUAAAUUUAAGUUUUUUAAAGGAUCUUGAUCUAAACUCUUAUCAAUCCUUUUUUGAAGAAUAUAAAGAAUUUGAGAAAAGACAUAAAAAACGAAUUAAAAAAAUUUAUAAUUUUAUAAGACAAAAAAAAAUUCAAAGCCAAGAAAAUAAAAUGGAAAAAAAUAAAAAUAAGAACAUUUUAAAAAUCAAAAAAUAUCAAGAAAAACUGCGAAAAAUAGAUAAAAAAAUAGAUCAAAUAGAAAAAUAUAAAAAACAAUUGAUAUCAUUAAAAUCUAAUGAUGAUAUUUAUGAUAAACAAUUUAAAAAUUUAGAAAAAAUGCUCCAAUUAAAAAAUAUAUAUGACACUAUAAUAUUGAAUGGAUAUGACGAUUGUAAUUUACAUGAUGAUGAUAAUAAUAUUUGUACUUUUAAAGAGCAAAAUGAAAAAAAUAUAAAAAAAAAAAAAUUAGAUGAAAUAGUUAAUUUAAAAAAUAAAUUAAAUCAAGUACUAAUCUAUAUUACAAAUGUUAAUUUACUUUGUGAAUAUUUUUGUGACUUUGAAAAAAUUAAUAAAAAGAUUAUAUUUUUUUUUGGUCGCCUUUUUUACUAUUUAUCUCAAAUGAAGACAUUUUUAAAAUUAUGUAAUGGAAUAAAAAAAAAGAAAAAUUUAUAUGAUUGUAUUAAAAGAUUAGGGAUAUUAGAUUUUGAGGAAAAUGAGUUUUGUUCUAAUUUGAAAAAUGACAAAUCUCAAAUGUUUAUAAUUGUGUCUAAAUUCGAUGAAAAAAAAGAGGCAGAUAAACUGUUUAUUCCAAUGAUUCAUAAUAAUUUGAAUAUAAAAAAGGAAGAAGACAAUUGGUAUGGUUUUGAAGAAAAAACAGUAAAAUUAGAGAAUAAAAUAGAAAAAAAUACAAAACUAAAAAGUUUGAUAACUUUAGAAAAUAUCACAAAUUGUGUAAAUAAAAAUGAAGACAUUUUAGGUGACUAUCUUAUCAAAUUGGAAUCUAAAAAAAGAGCAACAACUCAUUUUGAGGAAGCUGAAAGUGGAAUGAAAAAAAAACAAAGACAAGAUGAAUUCAAGGAGCUACAAAAAAUGAAAAUCAAAAGAACUGAAAAAGAAGCAAAGAAUGAAAUAAAGUUAGAGUGGAGUCAAGACAUGGAAAUAAUAGAGAGGGGGCUAUGUGAAUAUGCAGAAAAGUGCGAAGAAAAAAUCGAACAAUUUAAUAUAGAGAUUAAAAAAAUAAAAGAUAAAAUUGUAGUUAAGACAAAUGAAACUAUAGAAGCAGAUAAAGAAAUGAAAAAUUAUUUAGAAAAUAUAAAAAAUUUUAAUUGGAUGUUAGAAAAGUUGGAAAUAAAAAAUGCAAGUAAUUUUUUGGAUAUAUUUUAUCAAACAAUAAAAAAAAUAAAAGAAACCAAAAGAAAUAUAAAUUGGUUAACUCGAAAAAAUGAUGAAAAAAUUAUAAAUGUAGACAAAAUGAAUGGAACCCAAUUUUGCAAUAUGUGUAAACAUAAUUUAGAAGAAAAUGAAAUGAAUAAAAUAAAGAUAGAUUUAAACAAUGAAAUAAACAAAAUCAAAAAUGAAAUAGAAGAAGAAAGCAAAAAAUUAAAUAAUUUAAAAAAAAAUAAAAAUAAAUAUUUAUCUUUACUAAAAUAUUACUAUAAUUAUAUUCACCCUAUAAGCAAUCAAAUUAAUAAUUUUUCAGAAAAUAAAAUAAAUGAAAUAAAAGAUGAUCUAACAAAUCUUCAGGAAAGUUUAAAUAUAUAUUUGAAUAAAAUAAAUAAAACUAAUGAAAAAUAUAAAAUAUUACAGGAAAUUUUAAAUAUUUAUCCUAAUCUGAUUAAUUUAAAAAAAGAAAUUGUUAAGCACGGAAAAAAACUUUUUUUAUGUAAAGACAAAAUAAAAAAUGUGUUGAAUUUUUUUAAAGAUAAUAAUAAUAAUGAUGAUGAUGCAUUAUUGGUGAAACAUGAAUUUUAUAAUUUAAGUGAUGAGUUUGCAAAACUAAUGGAAAAUAGGAUUGGCGUAGGAGAGGAAAUGGAAAAAAGUCAUGCUAAAGAUAGUUCAAAAGAAAUUAUCGAUUUAAUAACAAAAUUAAAAGAGUUCUUUGAAAUAUUUAUGAGAAUAACCGAUAAGAAAGAAGACUUUACAUAUAUUGCUAAUAUUAUUGAAAAGUAUUAUGAUAACAUUUCGUGCACUUUUUCAAUGAAAAAUGGACUUUUAUUUAUCAAUAAUGAUGAUAAUAUCUAUACGAAAAGUAAUCCUUUUUUUUUUUCUAAGUUUAUGAAAUUAGUGUCAAUAGAAAUAGAAAGUGAAAUAAAAGAAAAAAUCGAACAAACUAUAAUGGAUAAAUAUGUUAUGGAAAUAGAUGACUAUAUCAGAUUAGACGAUAUAGAACGAGAAAUAUUUAGUUUGAAAUAUAUUGAAAAAGGGAAUUUAGAUAAAGAAAAUGAUUUAAAAAAUUUUGAGAUAUUUUUAAAUAACGAAGAAAGAUAUAGUCUUAUAAACAAACUAAGAGAUGUAGAAAAAAUAAAUAAAACAAUCGAAAAAUUAUAUAAUGAAUUAAUAGUAUAUAUAAACAAAGAAGAAAUAAAAACAGAAGAAGAAAUACACAUAUUAUGUAGAAUGGAAUUUUUAAUAAAUGAUAAAAAAAUAUAUGUAAAUAAAAAAAUAAAAGAAUUAGAAGAUUUUAUAAAUAAAGAAAAUAAAAUAAAAGAAUGUAUAAAAAAAACAGAUAUAUUUCUAUCUUAUUAUUCAGAAAAGAAAAAGGAAAUAGACAAAUUUAUAAAUUUUAAUAAUGUUUUAAUAAAAAAAUAUAAUAAAAAAAAUAAAGAUAUAAAAAAAAAAAUAAUAAAUAAUAAAUAUGGAAUACUAUUUGAAAAUAAAAAUUUUUUUCUAAAAAGUUAUAUAAUCAAUACAAUUGGUAAUAACCUUAAAUUAACAAAAAGGGAAAAAGAAAAACAAGAAUCCAAUUUGAAAAAUAUUAGAGAGCAAAUUUCUAAUAAUGAAUUAAUAAAAAAUGAAUCAAACGAGAUAAUAAAUAAAAUUAAAAAAAAAAAAGAACAAGUGUUGUGUCUUAAGGAAGAAAAAAUAAAUAUAGAAAAAAUGCAUCAUAAUGUAGUUAUGAAUACAAAUUUAAAAAAAAUCCAUGAAACAUUUUUAAAGCAUCAAGUGCAGUUUUUGGAAUUAUUAUCAGAAUUUCGAGGAAAUGUUUUGAGAAGAAAAAAAGAUGUAGAUAUUAUAGAGAAUGAUAUAAACAAUUCAGACAACACUGAUAUGACAAUUAAAAAAAAAAUAGAAACAGAGAAAAAUAUAAUAAAAAAUCAAAUUAACGAAAUAGAGCUCAUAAUAAAAACAUUUCAAAUAAAUCAUCAAUCAAAUAUUGAUAUUCACAAAUUUUUAAGAGACACAUUUGAUCAUCAAGUGUAUAAAAAAAAAUUAGAAAAAAUAAUAAAUACUGAAAAGGAAAUAUUAAAAAGUAAAAUAGAAGAAUGUAAAAAAUGUAUUACAGAUAUUCAAAUAAAAGAAGGGGAACUACAAGGAAAAAUAUGUUUACGAAAUGAAUAUGUAGAAAAAUUAAAAAAAGAUAUAAAAUCUGGAUCAUAUGUAAAUAUAGAUAAUGAAUACAAACAAAAAUUAAUAGAAAUAUGUGUAUAUAAAAAUGUAAUAAAAGAUUUAUCAAAUUUUCAUAACAGUUUUGAUCAAGCAAUUAUAAAAUUUCACUCUUUAAAAAUGCAAGAAAUUAAUUUAUCUAUAAAAAAUUUAUGGAGAAGAGUGUAUAAUAAUCCUGACAUAGAUUAUAUAUAUAUAAAAUCGGAUUUAGAAAUAGAAAAUAAUGAAAAAAUAAAUCAAAGAAGAUCUUAUAAUUAUAGAGUUGUUAUGGUAAAAGAUAAUUGUGAAUUAGAUAUGAAAGGUAGAUGCUCGUCAGGACAAAAAGUUUUAUCCUCAAUAAUAAUCCGCUUAGCUUUAGCAGAAUCUUUUUCUAUUAAAUGUGGUAUAUUAGCAUUAGAUGAACCUACUACAAAUCUUGAUAAAUCCAAUUCUAAAAAUUUAGCUAAUUUAAUUGCUAAUAUUGUAGAUCUAAGAAAAAACAGUUCAUCAUUUCAACUUAUUUUAAUUACACAUGAUACAUAUUUUGUAGAUGCUUUGUCACAAUAUGGAUUAACAAACUGCUUUUAUAAAGUAAGGAAAGAUCGAAAUGGAUAUUCUCAAAUAGUUAAAGUUGAAAAAUAA
This is a messenger RNA of Plasmodium berghei ANKA, 5598 nucleotides long. Its product is annotated as DNA repair protein RAD50, putative. Gene Ontology annotation, biological process: telomere maintenance via telomerase; telomere maintenance via recombination; double-strand break repair. Lineage: Eukaryota; Apicomplexa; Aconoidasida; Haemosporida; Plasmodiidae. Gene Ontology annotation, molecular function: G-quadruplex DNA binding; double-stranded telomeric DNA binding; ATP hydrolysis activity. Gene Ontology annotation, cellular component: Mre11 complex; condensed nuclear chromosome. Bases 1 to 5598 code for a protein of 1865 amino acids. The record is from RefSeq and is a predicted model, not a curated record. The transcript has a single exon.